AUUAUUUUGAAAAAUAACUUUAAAAAAUCUAAUCUAAUUUUUUCAAAAAAUAUUUUUUAUCCGAUAGGAAAGAUGACAGAAAAAUUAACUUUUUACAUAGCGCCAGACCCUUCUUGCCCACAUCUUUUUAAGCCACAAUAUAUAGACAUAGAACUAAAUAGAGAAAGCGAAAUUCUACAAACAGAAGAAACAUAUAGAGACCUAGAUAACGAAAAUGGAUAUGCGCUAUUCUGGUUAGAUUGUCCUUAUGAAAUGUAUGAAAAAAAGGCUUUAUAUGAAGAAUAUAGAAAAUAUUGUUAUGAAAACAAUAUAAGACUAAGCUCUAGAGAAAAAUUCUAUGCUGGUAUAAAACAUCUUUUCGAAGUUCGGAAUGGCAAAUAUAGAAAGAAAUAA
This is a messenger RNA of Trichomonas vaginalis G3, 393 nucleotides long. RefSeq lists its product as uncharacterized. The record is from RefSeq and is a predicted model, not a curated record. The annotation marks the transcript as partial. NCBI's taxonomy places the organism in Eukaryota, Parabasalia, Trichomonadida, Trichomonadidae. The transcript has a single exon.